ACGGCUGAUGGGCCCAUGGCGCAGCGGCCAGCGCGCAGUGCGCCCGCGACGGUGAAAGGUGCUAUGUCGCGACUACACGGAGGGAACGCUCUGCGGAUCGCCAUGGCCGGCGUGCCGAUUAUGCGAAUAUUAGUUGUACUUACUAUUUUCGUGAACGUAAACUGUCAACAAAAAGAAAAGGAGGACUUUAUUUGCCCUGAAGGCACGACAGGCAACGGUAAUUUCGCAGAUCCAGCUACCUGCCGACGUUUUUAUCAAUGCGUGGACGGAUACCCAUACUUGAACAGAUGCCCUUCUGGGUUGUAUUUCGACGACAUUAGCAAGUUCUGCACAUUCAAAGUGGAGGCAAGAUGCGGUCCCAUUGCUACGACUCCAGCCCCUAUAACAGAGGCUCCCCUGGACUUGGCAACCAAGUGCGAUCCGUCUAAGUGCGAGUUGCCGCAGUGCUUCUGCUCCAAAGACGGAACUCUGAUUCCCGGAGGCUUAGACCUUGAAGAAACUCCCCAAAUGAUAAUGCUGACGUUCGACGGCGCCGUCAAUUUGAACAACUUCGAACUGUACAAGAAAGUUUUCAACGGCAUAAAGAACCCAAAUGGCUGCCCUAUUCGAGGGACGUACUUCCUAUCUCACGAGUACAGCAACUACGCAAUGGUCCAGGCUUUAGCUCACGAAGGACAUGAAAUCGCCACGGGCACCAUAUCACAGCAGCAGGGGCUGCAGGACAAGGGCUACGAGGAGUGGGCGGGCGAGAUGAUCGGCAUGCGCGAGAUCCUGAACAAGUUCGCCAACAUCUCCCGUGGUGACGUCAUCGGCGCGCGCGCGCCCUUCCUCAAGCCCGGCAGGAACACGCAGUUCAAGGUUUUAGAAGACUUUGGGUUCGUGUACGACAGCUCGGUCGGCGUGCCACCGUCGCCUGUGCCGGUGUGGCCUUACACACUCGACUACAAGAUUCCGCACGAGUGCAAGUCCGGAACCUGCCCCACUAAGACUUUCCCUGGGCUGUGGGAGAUCCCGUUCAACGCCCACUACGUGGCAUCGUUUGAGGGCGGGCACUGCCCAUAUUUGGAUCAAUGCGUACUCCACAACCACGACUCUGAAGAUGUACUAGAAUGGCUACAAGAAGAUUUUAACAGACACUACGAACAGAACCGAGCACCGUACAUGAUGCCUUUCCAUACCAAUUGGUUCCAAAUUAAGGCAUUAGAGCAAGGAUUACAUAAGUUUCUUCAGUGGGCUAAUAAACUUCCCGAUGUAUGGUUCCUAACGAUGACGCAAGCACUCACCUGGAUAACGGACCCACAAACCAACAAGCAGAUGAACAACAAGUACGAGGCGUGGGGAUGCGACAAGGAGCUGCCGCGAGCGCCCUGCAACCUGCCCAACAAGUGCGCGCUGUCGUUCAAGCCCCCAGACCUUAACUUCACAGACACCCGCUACAUGGAGACCUGCACCGAAUGUCCUAACCAGUACCCGUGGUUGGGAGACUCCGGCGGCACGGGCAUUCCAGGCAAAGACAAUUAUUUGCCCGACAAUUUCGAGAGGAAAUAAUGUGUGAACUAGUCGUACAGCAGGUUGUAUGAAAGUCCGCUAUGUUUAGCGAACUUUUGUGUAGUCUGGCAUUAUGUAUAUACAAGUAACA
Messenger RNA from Cydia amplana, 1639 nucleotides. It is a transcript of the gene Cda4, whose product is annotated as chitin deacetylase 1. Gene Ontology annotation, molecular function: chitin binding. The record is from RefSeq and is a predicted model, not a curated record. Gene Ontology annotation, cellular component: extracellular region. NCBI's taxonomy places the organism in Eukaryota, Metazoa, Arthropoda, Insecta, Lepidoptera, Tortricidae. The transcript is spliced from 12 exons. Gene Ontology annotation, biological process: carbohydrate metabolic process. Bases 16 to 1548 code for a protein of 510 amino acids.